Messenger RNA from Pseudocercospora fijiensis CIRAD86, 936 nucleotides. RefSeq lists its product as uncharacterized. NCBI's taxonomy places the organism in Eukaryota, Fungi, Ascomycota, Dothideomycetes, Mycosphaerellales, Mycosphaerellaceae. The transcript has 4 exons. The record is from RefSeq and is a predicted model, not a curated record. Bases 1 to 936 code for a protein of 311 amino acids.
AUGUCGCGCGUCAUCAGAGCCAAAGGCUGUUCAGCCAAAGACCUCGACCUACACUCCAAAGAAGCGCUCCGCUGGCCAACCUUCCAAUUCGAGCCCCUUCAAAACGUCCAAGUCCCCAUCGCCAUCUUCCGCUCCUCAAACCCCUUAGGCCUCUGUCUAGCAAUCAAAGAAUGGCUCUUCCAAUCUUUCGACAGUCGCCUUUACGGCCACCCAGACAUGCUGCGGAUGGAAAGCCAGGAGCUAGACACUCUCCAACUCAAAACAGAAGGAGUCUUCAUGCCAGGAGACUCGAAAGUGAGAUGGUAUUAUUCCGCAGUCCCAUACAAAUACCUCCUCCUGCACCUAACCUCAAAAAACCUCCUAACUCUCACCAAAAUCUUGGAACCGGGAACAACUCACCAUUCCCGCCUCUACACAUUCCUCCAAACUUCUUUCUCCCAAGCAACCCACAUCCCCGAAGCCCCAGAUUACCUCAACGCCAUCUCAAUCACAGACUACGCCCCGGAAAUCCAAAACCCGGAAACGGCCCUGGACCGUUUGCUGCGAAUGGAGAGCGUGCAAUCUGGGAAAGAGUACCGCGAUGGGAGUGAGGAUCGAUAUCUUCUGGACUUGGAAGAAGCUGGGGAACGAGAAAUAGCUGCGGUCCUCGGACUCCACUGCGCCGAAUACCUCUUGAUCAAACGAACAUUUUUCAAGGAAUUCUAUACAGAAGUGUAUCGAUCGGCCGAGACGAAGAGGGGAGGGAGAGUUAGGACUGAUCAUGCGCAUCAUCAGUGGUUGGAAGAGGUUUAUGGGUGGAAGAGUACGAAGUCGAGGAGGUUGGUGGCUGCUUGGAAGGAAUUGGGGAUGUUGGAUGAGGAGAGGUUUGGGCCGUGGAUUAAGGCGGGUGGGAUGUUGGGGCAAACGAUGAAGAGGGAGAUGGAGGGUGAGGAUUGA